AUGGUUGGGGUUAAAGGAAAGUUCAAGGGAUGUAAUACGUGCCGGAAAAGACGAGUUGCGUGCGACAACACUCGACCGUUUUGCAAAAAGUGCACCGGCCACGGGCGGCAGUGUGAGGGUUAUCAGACGGAAACCGUCUUCAUCGUGGGUACUUUGAAAGACAAAGGACGUUGUGCCUCGCAUCCACCGCGAAAUCUCCAGACUACUACGUCUUCCUCUUCCUCUUCUUCAGGGGCUAGGAAGAAGGCAAUCGAGACAGCAGCAGCAUCAGCAGCAGCAUCAGCAGCAGCAUCAAGCUCAAAGCAAAAGGAUGCCCAGCUCGAGUUUACAGAAGUCAACCCGAUCAAGACGAGCUGGGUCGACACUAUUGACGUUGCGUCCGUAGCUGGUCUGCACCGACUACGAUUUGCAGCCAUCCAUACCAAACUCCAGAGUGUCAGGAGGGGCCAUGAGCGAUUAGGUGACUGGGAGGUCAAGUUGAGCCUUCCCAUAUCGGCGAGGGCCGAUGUCGUGCCUCCCUUCACGGAGGAUGAUUUUCAGCUGGAAGCGCAAUGCUUCGUCUCCCUCCCACGAGGGAAUUUGCGAGCAAGUCAGGGUCAAAGCUGGGUAGAGCCGGGCCCUGAAGCCUUGGGUAUAUGUUUGUUCCUUUACGAGCAAAGCGCCUCGGCAUCACAUAGCAAUAAGCCACCGUGGAAAGACCCGGCCAUUCUUGGGAGUCCGAUCCAUCGACUAGGCCCCGAGGCAUUCAAGGAGUUUCCAGCACACCACUUCUUUACUCGGAUAUACCGCCCAAACGCAAUCUUUGCUGCUCUACUCAACCACAAUCCGACUCCCAUGGCAGAUCCGGAAUGGAAAACGGUACCCUGGGAACGUUCGCCCAAGACGGCCCUCGAUACCCUCCUCGACAUUAUUUCCCAGCUUCCGGCGCUACUGUCGCGAACUGAUCGAGUCUUGUCAUUGCAUCCAGGCGUAUUCCGCGACCUCAAAGCAAAGGAUAUUGCCUCAGUCUGCGCAAACGUUGAGAGCCAGUUCGAGGCCUGGUAUGCUGAGAUGGAACUAGCGGCAUCGAAGAAUAUUAACUGCCCUCUUCUAUAUUGGCCAUGGGGGGUUGGCAACGGUGUGAAUCAUGGAACAGGCCAGUGGGAGCAAGGACAGGCCCCUUUUGAGGUUACAUAUGAGUUUCCAAGCUCAGAAGGUGGCCUUGCCCACAUAUAUUACUGGACGGGGUUGAUUGUUCUGUACGGAAUGAUGGCACGGCUUGUGAACCUCACGCAUUCGGAGAAUAUCGCUGCUGGUACUGCAACCAACAGCAGUGUUGCAAGCCAUCAAUCACCAACCGGUCCAUUUCCGCUGGAUGACACGAGGGUGUGUGUACUGUCUCAGGGGCCCAUAGCACCCACGACCGUGUAUCUACAACCUCAUGCACCCGGACAUGUCUAUGGAUCAUCGCCCACUGCUGCAGCAACGCUCGACUAUGGCACCAUACACGAGGAAGAUCUGAACACCCCGACUCGACAGCAAACUCCAGCAUAUCACCUGCCUUACUAUGCACAACAACAGCAACAGCAGCAACAGCAGCAGCAGCCACCAACUAGUCCCUACCCAGUGUCAUCCAUUAGCGCCCAGAGCAGUCCCUCGGGCCGCACCAGCGGCGACGAACUGGCAGCUUCAGCAACACCGCUCUUCAACCGCAACAAGUACGGACAGCGCGAGAUUCGCAAGCUGGCUGCCAACGUGUGCCGCAGCCUCGAUUGGGCCAUUGGCAGGCCCUACGAGGACGGCGGCGUGGGCCCCCUGGGCCAACCCGACCUCGUGGCCGCGCCACUGUACAUUGUCGAGAGGUUCUACGAUGGCAUUGGUGCUGCCGCUGCUGGUGAUGGCGCCCUGGAGAGGUUAUGGUGUGCCGGCUUUAGGGAGCGAUGGGAGCAGAGAGGCCGUCAGAUUGAGGCGAGGAUAUUGGGAACAGAUCACGGAGAUGUUAGUAGAGGACAACCGAGAGGGGAAGGAGACUCGAGUUCUGGAGCUGGGUCUGGUGGCAUCAGGGUAGAAGCACGAUCUUGGAUUGAAUUGAGUAAGUUUGGGGCAUGA
Molecule: messenger RNA, 2088 nt
Organism: Pestalotiopsis fici W106-1
Lineage: Eukaryota; Fungi; Ascomycota; Sordariomycetes; Amphisphaeriales; Sporocadaceae
Exons: 5
Coding region: 1-2088 (695 amino acids)
Biological process (GO): regulation of DNA-templated transcription
Molecular function (GO): zinc ion binding; DNA-binding transcription factor activity, RNA polymerase II-specific
Source: RefSeq, a predicted model, not a curated record